Messenger RNA from Schistocerca cancellata (South American locust), 10507 nucleotides. RefSeq names its product constitutive coactivator of PPAR-gamma-like protein 1. Gene Ontology annotation, cellular component: nucleus. Lineage: Eukaryota; Metazoa; Arthropoda; Insecta; Orthoptera; Acrididae. The record is from RefSeq and is a predicted model, not a curated record.
UAGAAAAAAACUGCUGAAAUACGCACGCCAAAGACAUGCCGACAAUUUGAAGCAAUGUGAUGUCUGUUCGGUUCUUUUACGUCAGCUAGGUGUCUAAAAUGGUGGUACAUAUAGUUUAGGGUGAUUGUUUAGUAUAUGUAUGUGUUCUUCUUAUAGGUGUAAAAUAUCAUUGGAAACGAUUCAUCUUUUUGUUUAUCUGGCUUAUGAACUUGUAAUCUGACGCUGGGGGCUGCUUCAUGGAAUGUUAUGAUACGCCGUUUUCGCUGUUUCUGUUAGCACGCCGGUUAUAUGUUAAAUAUAUUAAUCUCAGUUGUUGGAUUCGAAAUGACUAUGGUUAAAUGUUAAUGUGCUGUGGCAGUGACUUCAUCAAAACAUGUGGCAUUCAUGAUUUAUGCGUUCCUGAAAACCUGACUGGAAAUAUUGCAUAAUGGGUAUCCAAGACUUGCAAGCUUUUAUUGAUAGUUCACAAAUACCAGGCAGUUCAGUGCCUGUGGAUUUAUUGAGAAUUGCCCGGGGAUUGGCAGUGAAACAGAGUCGACAGCAGCAAAAGACUGGAAAACCAUUAAACCAUGUUAAUAACAAACUGAGUCUUGUAGUGGAUGGGGAGUGCUGCUUGCAUCGCCUUUAUGGUGGCUACUUCUCAGAUUGGGUCUGUGGUGGCCAGUGGAAUCGAAUGGUCCAAUUCUUAGCCAUUUUGGUCCAGACAAUACAAACUAACAACAUUGAAUUAGCAGUAUUUUUUAACGGGUGUUUGGAGCAGCAACGAAUGAAUGAAUGGAUCACGUCCCAACUUCGCAUUAGGCAGAAGAUUAAUCAGGUUUUGAAGCACAUAAAUAUAAAGGGAACACCACCACCUAAAGUAUGGUGGGCAGCUCCAAGUUGUUUGAGGACGUGUCUUCGUAUGGCUCUGAGGCAUCUUAGUAUCAGUGUUUUAUGUACUAUGGAUGAUCAUCAUCAAGAAGUGAUUGCCUAUUGCCGAGAAAAUUGUUUUUACGGGUUGAUGGCUGACGAUGGGGAAUAUGCAGUGUUUGAUCCGCCGCGAUACUUCUCUUCAGAACAUAUAAAACUUACAUAUAAGGGAUCACUGGAGACCAAGGAAUACAUUUUGAGUGAAGUCACGAAAGGCUUGGGUCUUAGUUCUGAUCGUUUGUGUGUUGUGGCUGCUCUUCUGGGAAAUUAUUUGUUGCCUGAACAAGAUCUAUUAGAAUUCUACCAUAGACUAGGAUUGGUGCAGAGCUUGGGAAAGAUUCCUGUUGAUCCUUUAGUGAAGACAGUUGCAACCUAUGUAAAGGGACUGCCGUCAGUUGAGAACUUGGAUACAAUUGCAGCUCAGAUUUUUGGCUCAACUACAGAUCCUCGAGUUUCUAGAUUCAAACAAAGUGUGCAGUACUAUUUAAAUGGAACAAAAGAUGGGUUCUUAAGAUACAGAACACAGGCAGCCCACCACCGACAUGGUUAUUCACAAUUUCCUGCACAAAAGAUUUCCCCCCAUCAAAACAAAGGAAAACAUGUAGAUCAAGUGGACAACUCCAAAUUUGCCUCAGAGACUGUGGAAAGUGAGCGUGACAGUUUGCAGGCAUACAAUGAAGCUACAGCAAGUUCUGCAGGGACACCACAGAUUGUAAUUGAACCACCUGGCAUAGUGCCUGAUGAUAAAAUGAAACCGAAUGGUUCAGCUGUCAUUGAUGGCUCUGAAGAAGAGACAGGCACUAAAUCUGGUACCAAUUCAGUUACUACUGUCAAUGGAGGACACUCGGGAACUUUGAUUAUUAGUGUGUCAAGCUCCAGUAGUAGCUCAAGUGCCACAUCUCCUAGUCGUACUCCUGAGAACAAACGGAUGACAAAUCAAGAGGAUUCCCCAAUAAAAUCUGUGACUUUACCUACUGUACCACCAGAAGUUAUGCGGACUGCUAGUGAAAGACACCAGAAAGGCCUUAUGUCACCAUAUAUAUAUCAGAUUUUAACUCAGGGUGAGAUAAAGUUGCCAGUGCUGAUGGAAGAUGAGAAUCACAAAGAUUUGCCAAGCAUACACUUGGUAUUUCGCCCUGUACGACAGAUGGUCUAUGCAAUUCUUUUCAAUCUCCACCAUUAUAUAUAUAUGGCAAGCAAGCAGAAAGAGAAAGGAGAUGAAGAAAAGGUUGAAGUACCAGAUAUUUGCAUAAAAGAAUGGAUAUGGUCAAAAAACAAUCAGUAUCAAACUCCUGACUACGUUCGAGCAGAGCAGGUUGGAUGGGGUGUACCAACAAUUCAACGACUCUGGUUUGGGUCUGCAAUAGAUGACAAAAGGAGACGACUUAGAGCAUUUUUGACAUGUAUGCGGUCUGACACACCGUUAAUGUUGAAUCCUACAUAUGUGCCACAGCAUUUACUCGUUAUGGCAUCUGUUUUGCGAUUUAUUAUGUCUCACCCAGAAAAAAUUUUGUUGCAUAAAAUUGAAUUGGAUGUCUUCAUUGCACAAGCAUUUUCACCUGCUCUUAUGAAUGCACACCAACUGCAGGAACUACAGUUGCCGAUGGUUACAAGUAGAGGAGUCCAACUGGCAGCACUUUUCAUGCAGGGGGUCGAAACAGCGCUGUUGGCUAACGAUGCUUGUGGAGCACCAAUACCUUGGUUGAUGUGUUGCCCAUGGUUAUUUUUUGAUGGAAAACUCUUUCAUCACAAACUUGCGAGAACUUCUACAGCUAAAAGCCUUCUCGAUUUAUGUGAACAUCGAUAUGAAUAUGUUUUGAAAGUAGAACGUAUGCGCCAAGCAAUAUUAGAAGGCCUUGAUAUAGACUAUUGCAUAGCAUCUGUGCAGACACAACUAUCAGGUAUGAGGGUUCGUCUACCACCUAACAUAGCAUCCCCACCUGGAGUUAUACCACCACCAGUUCGAGCAAUGAAUGCAAUAAAUGUUCCUGAGCGUGUUUAUGCACCACGUGGGCUUUUCCGCCGUACAGUGCCUAGUAGAGGUGGUCAAUUGGAGAUAGCAGGAGUGGUGGUAGGCAGCUGGGGACCUAAUUAUGGGACACGUGGUGUUCCACAAGCAACUGGUUCCUUUACACCCCACAGGCCAAGCGGUGGCCGUGUUGUUCCGCCACAGGUCACUUCUGUGGGUGGCCCGAAAGCAUACCGACAGGGGAACAACAUGCAGGGAUAUCAUAUGAACUCACUCAAUGGCCGUCCACCUACUUUCCAGACGCGUGCAUCCAGUAGACAUUUUGGAGUCCCUGGUCGUGGGAAAAGAAACCAGGACUAACAAAGAGGAUGAGAAUGACGGUACUGGUCGUCGCAGAGUUCAUAGUCCACCCAUCAUCGACAUAAAUGGAAGGAGUGACACACCAAAUGGCUCUUCACAGAAUCUCACUGAUGUGUUUAGUGCUUCACAUUCACCAAUUGAAGGCUCUGUUACAGUGCUAGAUGUUGUGGCUGAUGUUGGAAAUGCAGACAGACAUGUAGACGAGGAAGAUGACUCAAAUAAUACUUUGUUGGCAGGGGUACUGUCAACAAAUACAUAGUCUGAGCAUUUGUGUGAUAGUGUAAUACUUUUUCUACCAGUUGCUCAGAAUGGUUAUUGAAAGUAAAGUGCAAAACUUUCUUCGAACUAUGGCAUCUUAUAUCCCUGAGUGGAAGGCCAAUACUUCUAACUUCAAAUGCAGACAUUUACAGGAAAAUAGUGCUUUCAUUUCACAGUUGUGUGUUUCUGGUUUUGUACUUAAUAACUGCAAUACAUUUUGUGGAUAUUGGGUAAGUAAUAUUUGGAAACUUUUUGAUCCUUGACUCUUAAUGUAGCACGGAAACUAUGUCACCAUUUUUAAAAAAUAGAAAAGACUGUAUACUGCUAAACUAGUGCCUUGAUUUAUAAGUGGUACAAAACAUUAGUUAAUGGUGUCAGAUCUCUUUGGCUAUAUUUUAUGGCAGUUUUUUGAAUGUGGAUUUUGUAACAGUACUUACCUAGAUUACUGUUUCGAAUGCCGAAAGUUUGAACUAAGAGCUGUUAUAAUAAAUUUUUAAGCUUGCAUAAAGUUGUGGCAGUAAUUGACUGUAACAUACAUUUGUAAAGCUUAAUUUAUUUACAUUAUUUAUCUUACUUUGUUAUGGAAGCAUUUGAAGUAUGACUACAUGUGGGGAAGCAUUUGAAGUAUGACUACAUAUUUGCCUUCUUCUCAGAUUAUUACAGUUUUAACUGUUGAAAAAUGUGACUACUUUUUUUAUUGUAUUUUAAAGUUAGAUAUAAAUAGUUUUAAUAACAAAAUGCACCACUGCUUCUGUUAGCAUUCUCUCUCUUUUUUUCCCCUCCCUCCCUCCCUCCCUCCCACCUUUCUCUCUCUCUCUCUCUCUCUCUCUCUCUCUCUCUCUCUCUCUCUAUCUCUUUCUCUAAAUUAUUAGUACUGAAACUGUCAUUUGGUGGCAUUGGUAUUUAAAGUAAUGCUAUUUGGUAACAUCGGUUUCCAAGUUUCACUUAAAAUAUUUAUUAAAAUAACUAAUUAUGUUUAUGACAAUUACUUUGUCAAAGUAAUAAGUAUGGGGGUCUGUAAAGAUUAUGUGAUUUUACGUAUAAAAUGAACUAUACGUAUACUGAAUAAGAAAAAUUAACAACAUAAAUAUUGUCGAUUUUAUGUAAUGGCCCUAAAUUACUGAGCACUACAACAGAAACAUGUGAUGAAAAUGCACUUGAUGAAUUCCUGAAUCUGUUUGAAAAGUUACUGCUGAAUUAUCUAAAUCUAAAACUGAAGAAAAUCAAUCUCAAAAACCUUUUGCUUUCCAUAAGGAUGGAAUAGUACAAGCAGUCUUGCUUCAAUUGUUGCAAACAGUUGACUUCUGAAUGCUGAUGUAAGAAGUACUUGAUCAAUUGUGUUUGAGAAUACUGGUGUCUUCAAACACUCAACUCCCUCAUUUCCACCCUGUGGUGUCGUGCCCCCCCACCCCACUGCCACUCGCUUUUGGACAUCUGCCCUUAUUUUUCAAAUAGUACUGUGGUUUUAGUUGGCACUUGAAAGUUAUUUUCUGGUUGGGACAUUAGAUUAGACUUCAGAGGCAACUGAUUCAGUGCAAUUUUCCAUGCUAAAUUCUAUAGCCAGAAUUUGUGAAAGUUGACUUUUGGGAAGUCUUAAUAAACAAAGUUAUAUUAUCAUAACAAUAACCAAGGAACUAAUCUUGAAGCGAAUUUGUAAGAGAUUCUGCACCUAGAAUUAUACACAUGUCAUGAGUCCAUCAAGUGGUUUGUUUCUGUAGAUUAUGUUACACAGGCAGAAAGUUCCAGCAUAUUCAAAGUGACUGAUCUGCAGGGUAUUGUUAUUUUGAUGAUGCUGUGUACCACACAGUCUUGCACCUCGGUGCACUCUACUGACUUCUUCAAGUUACACUACUACCAUAUAAUUUUUCACACACAUAGACUGCUAAGCAGUAUUGUCCUCUCAUAACAUUACAGCAUGUGCCUCACUAGUGAAGAUAAUGAUGAUUGAUAGUAUUAUUUGCUUGUAGUUGAAGAUGGAUCAUGUUACUUAAGAUGUAGAUGGCUUGUUGUCAGUUAUAUAAAUUGAUGCUGCUCAUAAGCACAAGGAAAACAGAAAAGGAACAGUUGCUUUGAAAUUGAUUUUGGACAACGAAAAAUAUAGGUAGAUGGCAUUGAUGGGAAAGAUUUCUGUACUGCAAGAAAUUUUAAAGUAUUGGGUUUCACAGGUUUAGUAUGAAAAUAUUUCAGAAUAUUCGUAGGCCAACUGUAUAGUUAGUUUAGCAACAUCUUUGUUUACAUGUUGACAGUAACUAUUGAAUUAAUAUUUGACCGGGUGGGGGGAGAUAGAUACAUGUAGACCAUACGAAUAGCUUCCAUUAGCUACGAAUAGCUUCGAGUCACUGAGUAAAGCAGUAGUUACGUUCAUCAUGCCAGUGUAGGGAGUUCAUGUUAUUGAGUCAGAUACUUUUAAUGUCAGUGAUAAAUAGUUAUACAUUUCUUAAUUUUACAUCUGUGCAAUACUUUCAUAGUUUAUUUUGAGGUAGGUUGUAUUGAUAGUAAAAUGUGAGGCGCACAUAAGUGAUCAUAUAGUGGACAAACUUUUAAAGUAGCUUUGUAGCAGAUUAAGAGUUUGCAUGUAAAAGAGAGAGAAGAUGGUGCAUUUUGAAUAAUAUUUUGUUAGAGGCAAAUACAGUGAAAAUUCUAUUGUCAUUUGUUGACUGCCAGUGUUACAUUUAAGCUAUCCAAAGAUUUGUAUUAUGGAAACCUGAUUUUUUUAUUUUGUGUGUGUGUGUGUGUGUGUGUGUGUGUGUGUGUGUGUUUGUUUUGCACUUGAGAGCAAUGUAGGGGAAAAAAAGAAAGGCGCAAGACUGCUGUGAUCUCUUCCACAGGAACUACUUAAUUUUCAAUGCAAUGUACUGUGGUAUAUGUAGUGUGAAUUAUAGAAAUCAGCAACAUGAAGCUUGUGUGAGGACAAUAACAUUUGUGUAUUGACAACAAGGUGAUUGCUGUGUUGGUGAUUUUGAACAUCAGCUGACUUAGGAGUGUAAAGUGGAAGUAUUUUUAUUAAUGUUAUAUUGCCAAAACAGCUAUAUGAGCGUACAAAACUAUUUAAAUCGUGCGAGUGUAUGAAAAGUGAGCAAUUCUAUUUUUCUAUAUUUGUUAUGUUGUUACAGAUAUAAUACCUAUUAAUAUGUAACUUAUAUAAAUAGAAGAAAGGAAAUGGAGACUACCAGUUGUUUAACCUGCUUACACUGCAAACUUCAGCAGAUUGUUUUCAAUUACAUUAGAGAAUUAAGGUUGAGAACUUAACCUUUGAUUGACCAUUGUUGAACUGAAGUUAAUGUUCCAUGUUGUGACAAGAGGAUUGCUAUAUGUUACUCAGAUUUCUGGAAUUUGGUUUUAGUAUGAAAUAGCACAAUUCAUAUGCUGGUGUGGUUUUUGAAAGCAACUUGCUGAUGCUUUGCAUAACUAAUGUGUUAAGAGGUAUUGGGGGUGAGUGGUGGUGAUUGUGAAUGCAGGCCCAUUUUUAUCAAGUUGAAAGUAAUUACAGUCAUUGUCCAGAUGGAGCCACACAGUGAGUUCUGAAAAUGACCUGAAUUGCUUGGGUUCGUUAUGAGUUUAGUACAUAACACCCAUCUUGAUAUAUUUUUGCCUCUAAAAGUAUUGGAAAGGAUAAACUAUUAGCUGCUUUGGGCAGUUUUUUGGAAAAUAAUGCAGGUAAGCCAGAAGAAAACUCUUUCUGAAAUGUUUUAACAACUCAUCCAUAUAUCCUAUCAAUUAUGCCGUGAAUGUUUCAUAAUGAGUUAAUAUUAGGAAGGAAUCUCAUCUUUAUGUUGAAGCAUAAGGAGAAAACUGAAUCACACAGAUUUCAGUAUGACAUAUUUACCAGUUACGUCAAGUCUCAUGUUACUGAAUUCUUGUAAUAUUGUUUGAACUCAAAAUGUUAUGGACUCAAAUACAGCCCAGUUUCAUGUUUGUAGUGAAAAAGCAAACUGCCACUGACUACUCAGUUGCAGACUUCAUGGCAGAGAUCAAUAUCUAAGCACAACAAUAUUUGUAUCUUCAUUGCUGGUGCCAAAUCAGUGAUGUGUUGUCCUACUUUUGCAUUUUGUGAGUAAUGAAGUCAAUAAGGACAGUAGUGCAAGUUAUUCUUCAGUUAAGAAUGACACAAUUUUAUUCUUUUUUUUGUUUUUAAUACAAAUGGGAUGUUUCUAUAACACCUCUUAAUCCAUUCAUGAUAUUCAUACAUUGAACUUGGGGAAGAAAGUUUCCAAGCAAAUUUGAUCAUUUAAAAACUUGAUGAACUGCUAAAAUGAUUGAAUUAAUUAGGAAGUAUUCUGAGAAAAGAAACAAUGUUUAAGCAACUAUAGUUAUUGUUAUACUGAGUAAAUGAAAAUAUCUUCAAUAACAUUUGUUUUCAUUCUGGGGCCCACUUUAUUAAUGUCUUUUGGUAAUGUUAAGACAUAUUAUAACAGGAUGUAAACCAUAUCUUUGCUUAGGUUAAGAUGUAGCUAUAUUUUCCCAUAAGUUGAAAAUGACAUACCCAGUGAUGUAUCUCUUAAAAAUGUAAUGCCUAUUAUUUGAGUGUGGAUUAACUUGCAAAAAAAUUAGCAUUUAAUUAAUUCAUUGUACAUUUUGUUCAGAUGUUACAUACACUGAAAUAUUUUCACAUUGUUAGUAAGUUUUCUCAAUAUCAAAAACAAAUAAAAAAAUUGUACUUACUGUAUGGAAUAAAAUUAAGUGGCUGUAGUACCACCAAGUUUUUACAAAAGUUUUCAUUUGGGCUAUUGUUCUCAUUGGAGUUUAAUUGUCAAGCUGAAAACUUUUAAAGGUGAUAUUUUAGUGCUUCUAGUAAAUAUGUACUUACAGACAUUAAACAUGUCUCCACAAAGUUGUUUUUAUUGUGUUUUUACUUUAAGAGUAUUUGCUAGUAGCAUCAGUCAUUUCCUGCAAUGAUGUAGACUAAAACUCAUAUGAAGUGUUAUUUCUGAAGUAUUCUAAUGAUGAAAAAGAAUUCAAAGUUGGCAUGUCAAAUACAUUUUAGGAAUGUGUAUCUGUAAAAUAAGUAGAUUAAUUGGUUAUCAGAUAUCAAAUUGUAGCCCAUAAAAACAGCAAAGCUGCAAAAUAAACACAUUAAUCAGUUAAGUAUUAUAUCUAUAUACUACACAGGAAUAUUCACCGAGUGGGAUUUUUCACUGCCUUGCUGUUGCUCAGUCCCCCCCCUCACUACUUUUUUGUGCUACAGUCUGCUGCCCAUUAGAUGCUGUGAUGUGGUACUAAUCACAGUUAUUUGUUAGUCAUAUUACUGUUCAACACAGUUUUCCAUUUAGAUUUUCAACAUUUUACUGUCAUUGAUGGUGACACCAAUUUAUGUUUGUAGUUUAUAUCAUACCCCAUUCAUUCUCCUUCAGAAGAUUUUUUUAAACCUUCAGAUAAGGAAUGUGUAAACCACAUGUAACAACACUACUUGUACAUUCUUGUAACAAAAAUAUUCACAAUGUUGUUGCUUGAGCUAUCUUGAUGUGAAGAUAUCUAAAUCUUCUGACAAGAAUAAUAAUCAGCCUCCCUUUUUUAUGAUUAGGUCUUCAUUUUUGCUUCUCUUUCAACAUACUAUUGUAAUAGUAAUAGUAAAGAAUUUGUUUACCAUUGUUUGCAUUUGGGCUUGCAUGGUGUGUGUUAUCUCACUGCAUACUGAAACUGUUGCAGUUGAGUAUUAAGAAUAAUUGAUUUGAGUAACUCAGUGUAUAGCAGGCAGAACAAGUUCCACAUCUGUUUUGUAUUAUCUGUGUAAUAUUUAUUUAUUUAGAACUAUCAACACUUUUAACUUAUAAUGUGCAGAAUAUAAGACAUCUAUAAAUAAAGUAAGUCCUUAUGUACAGUAAAAAAAUUUAUUACAAAAAAAGUUGAAGGUGGGCCCCUACAUGUUAUCUUUCCCCAUAUUCAGGCAGUUUAUAUUAAUACUAAGCCAAAUAAGAUAAUGCAAUUAAGAACAUUUGUUUAUACUUCUUAAAAUAAUAUAAAAUAGGUUUCACAGUUUUGUUUGGUUCUGAAAUUAAUGCUAGGAACUUUGAGUGUAAACUUAAAAGCAUAUGGAGACAGGAAAUAAUAAAUUUUACCUGUUGACACUUAAGUCACCAUAUUUGAUGUAGUAUAUUGUCCUUUUGCUGUUCAAAAUUUUUUGGGAUUGAAUCAAUUUAUAUUUGAUGUAAAAUAAUUAAGUUUUUAAGAAUUGCAGUUUCUUUGAUAUCUCCAUUUGCUUUUGAUAAUGUAUUUGCUAUACAUGUAAAUCAUAAAACCGCUUUGUGUAAUUAUUGGUAUAUAAAGUAUAAUAUAAAAAGGAGGUUAAAUGGAAUUCAUACUAGCUUUAGUUAAAAGUGGCUCUGUUUUUUUUUUCUCCACUUUUGGGAAUUAGGAAAUUCUGAAAUUUUAUCACCUGUGUCAAAAUUCUCUCUUCCGUUUAUCUUGGUUUGCCUGUUGAAAUACGGGUUGUGUUAGGUUUGGAACUAUUUCAAACACUCAUUCUCUUCUUUCUGUUUUUCAUAGCUGCCAAAAAAAGUGGCAUUCAUAUUAUAUUUUUGUAUGGAACUGCAAGUCUGUGCUGUGAGGUUGGGCCAGGUUACAUUAUCAGAAGUGUGUAAUAGCCUUGUGCAUCUCCUUGGCAUAUUUUUGGUUACUUCAUUGAUGGAGAAACUUUAUAUUUUCUUUCUUGUGUUCUUUAAUAAUGUUAACGAUGGUUACUUUUUUAAAAAAUUCAGGAACUCCUGGUUCCAUGCAGAAGUGUACUGUUAAAUCUUCAUGUUGAUGCAUACCAGCUUGCUGAACUUUGGAAGAGUAUUAAAAAUAAAACACAAAGUAAAGAAAGGGCAUGACUGCCCUGGGUAGUACUUCAGAAAUUAUUUACAAAAUAAUUUUAUUGUGUUUAUUAAUAAUGUAUGCAACCAGGUGUGAACAUUUUUAAACAGUAAAACAGAAGUCAUAUGUUUUAAAUAAUGUCAUUUUGCCAAGGAGUUAGUGUUGAUAUUUGUGAACCAGCAAGCUUUGUGGUGUAAUAAAGUAAUGGUGGUACUUCAA